GUGGGGCUCUUGUUCAGCGAUAUCGCUGGCUCGUAUAAGGUGGUCAUUCCGUCCUCGUGGACAGUCCGCAAACGCUGCGCAGGUCAGCCUCUUUUUCUGCUGCCUACUGCCACCAAACUUGAUUCUCCCCAAACCGGUCUCUCGUUCCACAGCAGCUUAGUCCUGCUACCCGUCCUGGUCUUUGCUUCAAGUCCAUCCUUGCCAGGUACGCUGAGGCAAGGAUCGAAGCACACAGCUCGAACCUCGGACAAGAAACCCCAACGAUCCAAUUCGCUUGCGGAGCACCAUGAAGAUACAAUCUUUGCUCAAUCCUUUCUGCGGCGACCACCAUGGUUACCGCAGUUCGGAGUCGCCCACUCCUGCAUCAAUGCCUCGUUCCGCAGCCCCAUUUAUCUCCGUCCCGAAGCGACAAAGGAUCCCGAAAGACGCUCCCAUCUUCUCAGAAGGAAACAAGAUAGUGGGUUUUGUCAACUACCCACCAUACGAGGCCGGCGACGAUAUGGAUCUCGCGGCUCAGCAUCGCAGGUUCCAGAUAUACCCUAUGGGCGAGAUCUUGAGGAAGGGUGUACGUCACAUCCCCUACAACAGUGACAAGAAAGACUUCCUGGAAAAGACCGGGAGAGACGCUUUUGAGAUGUUCCAGUACACGUACAAGAUACCGGGAGAAGACAAGGAGUACGUCGUGGUGUGGGACUAUAACGUCGGGCUCGUCCGCAUGACGCCGUUCUUCAAAUCCUUGAAGUACUCAAAAACAAUACCAGCCAAGGCUCUGCGGGAGAAUCUGGGGCUGAAAGACAUCAGCUACAGUAUAACAGGAGGCGCUCUCGUGUGCCAAGGAUACUGGAUGCCUUAUCAAGCGGCCAAGGCCAUAGCGGCGACCUUUUGCUACAACAUCCGAUGGGCUCUCACGCCCGUCUUCGGUAACGACUUUCCGACGAUGUGCGUCCAUCCGACGGAUCCCAACUAUGCUAAGUUUCUCAUCGAUCCGGAUAUCGUGCGGGAAUGCACCGAGGAAACAAACCGGUUCCGGAGAGAGGGUCCCUCCUACAAGACUGCAGCUCCGCAGCCAUCGGCCGAGCCAUACAGUCCAAAGCUGCAAUUUGGAUGCCCGCCUUGGGGGGUCAAGGUCGAUAAAGCUCAGCAUCAAAGAACCUCGGAGGAGGAAAGCGGAUACGCGAGUGAUACUCGGACAGAUCGAAGCGGAGACGAUGGGCCUCUCUUCUCACCACAAGUGUCUCCUCGAAGUCAGACGUGGAGGUCGGUCAACCGCUCUCAGUCUCCCGCAUCGCCAACCACCACAUUACACUCUCCGACUUUCGGUUCUCCACCAAGAUCUCUGCCACCUCUUCAUCAGCUGUUUCCGACUUCGGUGCCGGAUGGAUAUUACGGUGAGCCGUUUCGGACAAAGCGAACUCACUCGAAGGUCGCUUUCUGCGAUGAGCACGACGAUGAAGCAAGCCGUCUUCCGACAGAAGUCGCUACUGCAGACUCAGAUUCAGAGCAGAGGCAAGAAGAUGGCGGGGAUGGUCUUCACACGAGGCGAGAGCUCGAUGCUGCUAAGAUAAUCCUGCAGCUCAGUGCGGCCGAUAAGGCGCUCCCACCUACGAAGCGAACCCGCAGAAGCUCCAGGUACUGAACGAGACAUGCUCCAAACAUGAAGAACUAAAGCAGGAGGCGCGUUCCCUUUCCGUCACGCUCUGAGCAUCACUGCGCGACGUUUCUGGCGUUUCAACGUACUCAGCAUGUCGGCAAACUCGAUACACAUCAUUGCACGAGGCUAGGCUGUCUCUUUUCUUUUCCAUAUCGGCUGCAGGCGCUGGGGUUCGCCGCAGCGGUGUUUGGGAGUGGUUUAUUGGAUCUUGCGUUUCGUUUUGACGUUUGUGAUUCCCCAAAAUCAUGACCAAGCCUACCUGCCAAAGGACUGAGGGUUAUCGAACAGCAUCAGCAUCA
Messenger RNA from Trematosphaeria pertusa, 1950 nucleotides. RefSeq lists its product as uncharacterized. The coding region runs from base 287 to 1636 and encodes 449 amino acids. Lineage: Eukaryota; Fungi; Ascomycota; Dothideomycetes; Pleosporales; Trematosphaeriaceae. The record is from RefSeq and is a predicted model, not a curated record. Gene Ontology annotation, molecular function: DNA binding. The transcript has 4 exons.